UUUUAUAAAUAAAUAAAAUAUAUAGACAUCGAUCAUAUAAAUUUAUUGAGGGCCACUCGUCGGAUGAGGAAAUUUUCCUCUUAGUUCAUUCAAAUCCACCAUGGCAAAAUCCUCAUCAAUAUUAUCUUCCCCCAUAACUCUCCUUAUUUCCUUCUUCAUAUCCCUGGCUACAGCCACCAAUUACUACAAAAGCUUAUCUCCAGCUUUGUUGGGUUUUCAAGAAGAGAAAUUCACCCACCUUCACUUCUAUUUCCACGACGUUAUGGAAGGCCCCAAAGCAAGCACAGUGAUAGUAGCCGAGCCCAACGGCAAGGCUGAAAACUCUCUUCCAUUCGGGACAGUGGUGGCCAUGGAUGAUCCGUUGACGAUUGGGCCUGAACUUGACUCGAAACUCGUGGGUAAAGCUCAAGGAAUUUACGCUGUAAUAUCACAAGAUGAGAUGGGACUAAUGAUGGUUAUGACUUGGGCGUUCUCAGAGGGAGAAUUUAAUGGAAGCACACUUAGUAUAUUGGCUAGGAACAUGAUCGUGAGUGAACCUAUUAGAGAAAUGCCUAUUGUUGGUGGAACUGGGGCUUUCAGAUUUGUUCGUGGUUAUGCUCAAGCCAAGUUUUACUCUGUGAGUUUUGCCACUGGAAAUGCUGUUGUGGAAUAUGAUGUAUUCGCGUUCCAUUAUUAAUUUACCAUUAGUUUGGGUAGAAUAAGAUUAAUAAUAUACUUUGUAGUCUAAUAAUUGAAUUCUUCCCGAAACUGUAUGAAUAAACAUGUAGUUUGUGAUUAAGUUUAAUUUAUAAAUAAACAUUUACUUUCUGGUUA
Medicago truncatula (barrel medic) is the source of this 813-nucleotide messenger RNA. Its product is annotated as pterocarpan synthase 1. The transcript has a single exon. The coding region runs from base 101 to 676 and encodes 191 amino acids. NCBI's taxonomy places the organism in Eukaryota, Viridiplantae, Streptophyta, Magnoliopsida, Fabales, Fabaceae. The record is from RefSeq and is a predicted model, not a curated record.